UCCCGUCUCAACUCGCGGGUAUGAGUCUCUAACAACAAUAAUCAUAACGAGAGAUAGCUAAUAUGUGUCGCGAUAAAAAUGGCAAGCCGGACUUCUAUUCCGUGCUUCGUGUGACUCGUGAUGCUAACGAAGCCGAGAUAAAAUCUGCAUUUAGACGACUAAGCCUCAAGUAUCACCCAGAUAGGAAGGACUUGUCUUCCGAGGCCAGCAAUGAGAAUUUCGUUCAGUUGAGAGAAGCCUUCAGGAGCAACUAGAGGAGCUCUGGACUACUUUCGAUCACCUCCAUCGGCCACGUAUUACCAAACUUCCACCAUUAUAUCUCUCAUUUAUGGAACUCCGGCAAGUAAUUCUCGCAAUGAAAGAUGAGGGGACGAGAUGGAAAAACAAGAUAGGAAUCAUCACGAACGAAACAAGAGGACCAGUUACUG
Messenger RNA from Annulohypoxylon truncatum, 428 nucleotides. Its product is annotated as DnaJ domain-containing protein. The transcript has 2 exons. Bases 63 to 254 code for a protein of 63 amino acids. The record is from RefSeq and is a predicted model, not a curated record. NCBI's taxonomy places the organism in Eukaryota, Fungi, Ascomycota, Sordariomycetes, Xylariales, Hypoxylaceae.